CUAAGGCAAGACCUUUGCUGUCAACAUUCGUUUUCCAAUCUCGUUCUACCAUACCGAUAUUCGCCGCAACACUGGGAUUAGUUGCCGGGGAUCUUGGAGCGGAGUGACCGGCAUCCAUGGGAAAGGAUACGCGACUUAUGCUCAGGAGGAACAACGCUCGAUGACUCCAGCCAGGCGCCUUUGUCACUCAACGACGCCUAUUCAUCUUUGCGGCGCCUUACCUGCACCAAACGACAAGAUUCUAGCAUGACUCUCAAUCUGGAUCAGGUGCUCUUCGCACGCGCCGAAUGGCGCAUUCGGUUUCUCGCUCCAUGCUGGAUGAUACAGGUUGGGGCCCUUCUCAGCCUAGUUGGCCUAUUCUCCUACCGGCUUUCUGUGACCUCUCGCACCUUUGACGACGAGAUAUCGCAUGACCAGGAAAUUAUAGUUCAGAUAGUUUGGGAAUCCACCCAGGUUGGGUUUUCAAUUAGUUCCGUAGCUCUCACAAUCGCGGAAAUAUGGAAGGCGAGGUCUGAGACCUUGACCCCUUUCUUCAUGCUGUGUACACAUCUUAUCAAAUACACACUUGCCAGCGGAAUGCUAGGCUUAGAUGCCACCGUCUACGUCAAAUAUCCAGACCACCACUACUCCACAGUGGGCUUGGCUUUGGAUUGCAUCCUGCUUGGCAUAACACUUGUGAUGCUCUUCUACGCUUUCUACACGUAUCGUCGCCUCCUCAAGCUCGAAGCCUAUGAUUUGGCCUAUAACAAAUCAGCAGGCUACAGCCACCCCGGCAAUGAGCAGAAUCUAGGCUACACUGUCAACAUAUUUAGCGGAAAGAAGAUCAGACAACCGUCGCCAACACCCGAGGCGUUAAAAUCCCGGAUAGACCAGGCAAUCGGCGCCGAGUUUGGGUGGGGGACUCGUCCGUCCGGAAGCGUAACGGAGCGCUCCGGCAUAGUUGUUGCGUCCGGGUCGGUUCAAAGCGGCGUGCCCACCAGACCGGCCGAGUUACACAGGGCUCGGAGCUGGGUGACCGAGACUGGCGUGGUUGGCCCAAAUACUUCAGAGACUCACAUUGAUGCGAACGGAAGGAAUACUGAUGAUGAUUACCAUGAUUAUUAUGAAUUAGCUCAUGCACGCAGUCUCAGCAUUCCUACAUUGGUAGCAACUCAUCAUUGGGACGACGGCGACAGCGAAGGGUUGUUGACGGGCUCACGGGACAAUAGCAAAGCAAUGAGGGAAGUAGAUAGAUGGCACGGGUACUCGUGACUCGUAUGAUUCGUGUAACUUGGUAUAACAGGUGCGGAGUGGCGCUGGGUGUACUUAUACCAACUACUUAUGUUCCAUCGAAAUACUUUUUCGAGAGUAGGACUUAUCAAGGCCAUUUCGUUUGUCCCAACAUUUCUUUUUCUGGUGUUUCCCAGCAGCAAGAUUCUCUGUCCGACGGCGCAAUAGUUAUCGUUCAUUCUAUCACUCCAUAUCUAACCCUAAGCCAAGCCAGAGCAUUGA
Neurospora hispaniola is the source of this 1491-nucleotide messenger RNA. RefSeq lists its product as uncharacterized. NCBI's taxonomy places the organism in Eukaryota, Fungi, Ascomycota, Sordariomycetes, Sordariales, Sordariaceae. Bases 247 to 1251 code for a protein of 334 amino acids. The record is from RefSeq and is a predicted model, not a curated record. The transcript is spliced from 3 exons.